Miscanthus lutarioriparius is the source of this 861-nucleotide messenger RNA. Lineage: Eukaryota; Viridiplantae; Streptophyta; Magnoliopsida; Poales; Poaceae. The record is from the annotation of a GenBank genome assembly.
AUGGAGACUCUGGCGGCGGCGCCUCGCCGUGCCAAGAGAAGGAAGCCGGGGGCGCCCAAGAGCCCGGAACAGGAGGGUGGAGCAAACAUCUCGCCGCUGGUACCAGCGACGAGUGCGCCUUAUUCCAGUACUCCUGGAGCCGGAGGAGACGAAUCCCACAUCCAAGAUCGACCGCCUGGAGCCGAAGCAGAAGAAGAUGGGGUCGACCGAAUCAGCCGCCUCCCCGACGCCAUUCUCGGUGAGGUCAUCUCUCUCCUCGCCACCAAGGAUGCCGCCCGCACGCGAAUCCUCGCCACCCGGUGGCGCCAUCUCUGGCGCUCCGCGCCUCUCAACCUCGACGGCGGUGACCUCCUCACCAUCGAUGUCGUCUCCCGCAUCCUCUACGCCCACAGGGCCCCCGGCCGCCGCUUUCGCUUCCCCGCACAACACCUGCAGUACUACCCCGCCAUUGUGGAUGCUUGGCUCCGAUCCCCCGCCCUCGACAACCUCCAGAAGAUCGACUGCUUUGCGACGGAUGGGUUGAAACUGCCACCUCAGCCGGCAUCUACCUUCCGGUUCUCGUCGUCCCUUUGCGUCGCCACUUUCAGCCAGUGCCACCUCUCUGAUGACAUCACCUUGGCACUUCAGUUCCCCCGGCUCAAGAAGCUGGCACUUCAACGAGUCAUCAUUUCGGAGAAUUCCCUGCAUAGCAUCAUUGCUGCUUCUCCCGUCCUCGAGUGCUUGCUGCUUCGCAGAUUCUUUGGCUGCCGCUGUGUCAGGAUCAACUCAUCUUGCCUUACAAGCAUUGGGGUGAGUGCUGCGUAUGACCGAACAAUGGCCUACUUAGAAGAAUUCAUUGUCGAGGAUGCACCCUUGCCUUAA